UAAAAAAGAAAAACUGCGGACAAUAUAUCUUCAAGAUGGAGACAGUGAAAAAUGCAGCGGCUUCCAUUAAAGAGACAGCGGCUAACAUUGGCGCCGCCAAUAAAUCCGGCAUGGAGAAGACCAAAGCCAUCCUCCAAGAAAAGGGUGAAAAGAUGACCGCGCACGACCCAACACAAAAACAACUCGCAACCGAGAAAAAAGAGUCCAGAAUAAAUGAGGCCGAGUACGAGAAGCAAGUGGCGCGUGAACAAAACGCUACUCAAAGACAGGCAGCAGAAGCCACUACAGGAACACAAUCUUACUCAACCACAGGAGCCACAGGUGAGCCAAUGGGAGGCCACCAGAUGUCGGCAUUGCCAGGACAUGGAACCGGAGUGCCGGCUGGAAAUGUAGUUGAAGGGGUCAUCAAGUCUCACCCAAUUGGAACAAAUACCGGGACUGGUACAACUUUGGCUGAUCAUAACUUGAAAAGUGGUGGUGGUGCCGGCGGGUAUACCACCGGUGGAGCAUACCGUUAGUUGAUAGGUAUCGAAAUAAAGGAUGUGAUACAAGAAAUAGACAUGUACUGUAAAAUAAUGCUAGAGACACUUCAUAUAUAUACACUUCAUAUAUAUAUAGUUGUGUUUUUAUAUGGUGUUUAUAGUUGUAGGGACAUUCCUUAUGCCAUCAAAUUAAGUUAUUGCUUAAUUUGUGUUCAAA
Molecule: messenger RNA, 699 nt
Organism: Erigeron canadensis
Lineage: Eukaryota; Viridiplantae; Streptophyta; Magnoliopsida; Asterales; Asteraceae
Product: 11 kDa late embryogenesis abundant protein
Exons: 2
Coding region: 36-518 (160 amino acids)
Biological process (GO): embryo development ending in seed dormancy
Source: RefSeq, a predicted model, not a curated record